This is a messenger RNA of Diutina rugosa, 1332 nucleotides long. It is a transcript of the gene CDS1, whose product is annotated as phosphatidate cytidylyltransferase. NCBI's taxonomy places the organism in Eukaryota, Fungi, Ascomycota, Pichiomycetes, Serinales, Debaryomycetaceae. Gene Ontology annotation, molecular function: phosphatidate cytidylyltransferase activity. Gene Ontology annotation, cellular component: endoplasmic reticulum membrane. The record is from RefSeq and is a predicted model, not a curated record. Bases 1 to 1332 code for a protein of 443 amino acids. The transcript has a single exon.
AUGGUACAACCGCAAAAGGGAAAAGCGGCUCGGACGACCAAGGCAGCCAAACAGACCGCCGCCAAAGCCGCCAACACUGGCGGUGACGUCGUCCCGCAAGCCACGUCGGAGAAGAAGAAACUGGACAAGGCGGUGGUCAACGAGGCCGAGAAGAAGAAGCUGGCGUUUAUCACGAGAACCAUCUGGACGUUCGUCAUGAUCGGCGGCUUCUUCUUGGUGCUUGCCGGCGGCCAUCUCCCGUUGAUCAUCUUUGUCCUGGUGUUGCAAAUCUUGACGUUCAAGGAGAUCAUCGCCCUCUCGCUGGAACCGGCGAGAGAUAAGGAAAUCCCCCUCACCAAGCUGCUCAAUUGGUACUUUUUGGUGACGACGGUGUACUUUUUGGACGCCCCCAAUGUCCUUGACUUUUUCCAAGAAGACUUGUUUGCACACCGCGUCACUCUGUUCCUCAUGGCCAACCACAAGUUCACCCUGUACACCGCCUACGUUGCCGGUUUUGUCGCGUUUGUGCUCACGUUGAAGAAGGGUCACUAUAAGUUCCAAUUUGCCCAGCUCUGCAUCACCCACAUGACGCUUUUGAUCGUCGUGUACCAGGCGCAUCUCAUCAUCGAAAACAUCCUCAACGGCAUCAUCUGGUUCUUCCUCCCCUGCGCCCUCGUCAUCACCAACGACAUCUUCGCCUACCUCUGUGGCAUCACCUUCGGCCGCACUCAGCUCAUUGAGUUGUCGCCCAAGAAGACCGUUGAAGGGUUUGUCGGUGCCUGGAUCUGCACCAUGAUCUGGUCGUUGUUGUUUGUCUACGGGUGCCUGGCCACCGACUACUUUAUCUGUCCCGCGGAGAACUUGAGCACCAACAUUACCAACUUCCCCCACUGCGAACACAACCCCGUGUUCAUCACCCAGUUGUGGCAGGUGCCCGACUUCUUCCAGAGCGUUGUCCACACCCUCAACAUCAAGCCCGUCUACGCCCACGGGUUGUGGUUGGCGACGUUCGCGUCGUUGAUCGCCCCCUUUGGCGGGUUCUUCGCUCUGGGGUUGAAGCGCGCGUUCGCCAUCAAGGACUUUGGCGACACCAUCCCCGGCCACGGCGGCGUCACCGACCGCAUGGACUGCCAGUUCUUGAUGGGGUCGUUCCUGUACUUGUACUACCUGACGUUCAUCUCGGUGCAGAAGAUGACCUUCGCCAAGAUUCUCCAGACGGCGAUCGUCAACUUGCUGGUGGCCCAGAUCAUCCACCUUAUCCGCCUGUUGUUGCGGUACUUGCACAACAUCGACGCCGUCCCCGAGCUGACGGUGGUCAAGGUGCUGGAGUUGUUAGAGCUGGCUACUCUUUAA